Molecule: messenger RNA, 1241 nt
Organism: Megalobrama amblycephala (Wuchang bream)
Lineage: Eukaryota; Metazoa; Chordata; Actinopteri; Cypriniformes; Xenocyprididae
Product: polyubiquitin-like
Exons: 2
Coding region: 144-617 (157 amino acids)
Biological process (GO): modification-dependent protein catabolic process; protein ubiquitination
Cellular component (GO): cytoplasm; nucleus
Molecular function (GO): protein tag activity; ubiquitin protein ligase binding
Source: RefSeq, a predicted model, not a curated record
GCUUUAUAUAAAUAUUCAUGCCUCUGCUCACUGUGACAGAGACACAUUAGUUGAUUUCGGUGAGAGUCGUGAGACUUACUACAAGACUUAUUCAAGAAAGCAUUUCAGCGAAAGCCGUAGUAUUUGCACAACCCAGCUCGGCAAUGGAACUGAAAAUAAAACUAUUGGGCGGAGAUGUGAGGUCGCUGGAGGUGAGAGAUAAUGCCACAGUUGGUGAACUCAAGCAGCUCAUUUCUCAUCUCUUCAGUGUGCCUCCUAACAGCAAACAGAAGCUUUCUAGCGAAAACGGUCACCGUGUCAGCCUUGAUGAUGAUUCCAGAAGCCUCAGCAGUUACGGUUUGUGCUCAGGCUCAGUGGUGAUGCUGCUCAUCUCAAAACCUGGACCUUUCCAAGUGUUCGUCAAGAACGAGAAGGGCCAGACCAAAACUUUUGAUGUUGAUGUCAAUGAGACCGUAGAUCAGCUCCAGACUAAGAUCUUCCAGAAAGAGAGAGUCCCCAAGGAUCAGUAUCGACUGAUUUACAACGGCAGACAACUGGAGGCUGGCAAGAAGUUGCAAGACUACGGCAUCACAUCUGGAAGCACCAUUCACAUGACUUUCCGUCUCCGAGGUGGUUAAUUGAGGAGAUCAGCGCUGCCAGGAUUCAUUAUUGGUCCAACUAUUUAUUAAUAUAUAUUUUAUAUAUUAAUAUAUAUUUUAAAAAGUCCUACUGAAAGACACUUUUUAGUCUCUGUCUAUAUUAUUUAUAGAAAUUUACCUAUAGGUUUUUAUUUAUACAUUUAUAUUAUUUAUAGAAAUUUACCUAUAGGUCUAAUAUAUCUGAGAUUAAAAUAUUUAGGCCUGGUAGGAAAGGAUUUAGGUUAAGACAAGAUUAUAUGCUUUAGUUCAAUUAGGACAUUUAAGUAUCUUUUAUAAACUUGCCGUAGAAAAAAAAAAAAAACAUUACUGGUGUGCAUCUUGAGACAAAAUGACACUGACAUAAUAAGAUGCUUCCAGUUAAAACAGCUCAAACAUAAAUUUUAGUCUGGGACUAGAUCUUAAGCCUUGUCUGUGAACCCGGGGGAUCGUUUAGAUUGUAAUUUAAUGUAUUCAUCAUGUAACUGAAUAAACUGAUAAAAUAUGGAAUAAGCAUAAUCCUUUCUCAUAAUGUUCCAGUUUAAUGUUCCAACAAAUGUGCUGGCUACCCUUUGUUGUUAUGAAUGUUAUGCAUUAUAUUUUUACAUUAAUAAAAUAUAAAUACCA